CGCAGGGCUGAGGCGGGAACUCUCAAGGAGAGAGGGAGACGGGCCUGAGACUACUAUCAUGUCCUUCCCGCACUUCGGACACCCGUACGGCGGCGCUUCCCAGUUUCUGGUGUCUGCCAGUUCCAGUACUUGCUGCGAAUCCGCCCCGCGCUCGGUCUCCGAUGUGGCCUCAGGCUCCACCCGGGCGGCCACUCUCUGCUGUGCACCCUACGAUAGUCGUCUGCUGGGUCCCGCUGGGCCGGAGCUGGGCGCAGCCUUGGGCAUCUAUGGAGCCCCCUACGCGGCUGCCACAGCGGCCCAGAGCUACCCCAGCUACCUACCCUACUCCCCGGAGCCGCCCGCGCUAUACGGGGCGCUGAACCCACAGUAUGAAUUUAAGGAGGCUGCAGGGAGCUUUACACCAGGCCUGGCACAACCAGGAGCUUAUUAUUCCUACGAACCGACCCUAGGGCAGUACCAGUAUGACCGGUACGGUGCCGUGGAGUUGGGCAGCGCCGGGCGCCGAAAGAACGCCACCCGGGAGACCACCAGCACGCUCAAGGCCUGGCUCAACGAGCACCGCAAGAACCCCUACCCCACCAAGGGCGAGAAGAUCAUGCUGGCCAUCAUCACCAAGAUGACCCUCACCCAGGUGUCCACCUGGUUCGCCAACGCCCGCCGGCGCCUCAAGAAGGAGAACAAGAUGACGUGGGCGCCCAAGAACAAAGGCGGGGAGGAGAGGAAGGUGGAGCGCGGAGCGCAAGAAGCGCUGGGCUGCCUAAACCGUAACACCAAAGACGUUACUGCUAGCCAGGAGGCUCGAGGGCUCCGGCUGAGUGACCUGGAAGACCUGGAGGAAGAGGGGGAGGAGGAGGAGGCUGAAGAAGAGGGGACAGUGGCCACAGCUGCGGACAGGCUAGAAGAUUUCCAUAAGGGCGCGCAGUCGCUGCCCGCAUCCCGCGCCACAGCUCGAGAGGGUCGGCUAGAGCGCAGGGAGUGCGGCCUUGUGAUGCCCCGCCUCUCCUUCAGUGAGCCCCCGGGGCCCGGAGAAGCUGACUUCCUCGGGGUGCAGCCCGGGAGCCCCGCGCUGAGCGUGCACUACGCGAGCAGCGAGAAGCCGCGCAUCUGGUCUCUGGCGCAUACUGCGGCGAGCGUCAUCGAAGUUGCACCUCCAAACCGGCCCCGGCCACGAAGUCCUGAGUGCCACCUGAUUCCCGGGCAGCCUCCAGGCGCGAGCGGGCUACCCGCGGGACCCAGGGACUCCUCGUGCGACGAGUCUUCCCGGGCAGCCAACCAGGCAGCCAAAGCUUUUGGAAACCCCACGUUCGCCCUGCCGCUGAACUGUGUGCCGUGCCCGCGGCGGAGGGAGCCUGCAGUGCAGUGCCAAUACCUUUCCGGAGCGGAAGCAGGUUAGCGCAAAGGUGUGAUUUGUGGAAGAAUCGUGGAAUGAGCCCCACUUUUCUAACUCACCUCCACACUAAGGUGCUGCAAGACCUCGCUGGGGAACCAGAGGCUCUCACUUCACCUAAGAGACAAACAGAAACACAGAAACCCUCCUAAGUGGUUGUCCCUGCACGAAGAGCUGGGAGUGGUGGGCAGACGUGCACGUUAUCAGAUCUGAUGGAGGUGGCAGGGCA
Choloepus didactylus (southern two-toed sloth) is the source of this 1616-nucleotide messenger RNA. RefSeq names its product iroquois homeobox 6 (gene IRX6). The record is from RefSeq and is a predicted model, not a curated record. Lineage: Eukaryota; Metazoa; Chordata; Mammalia; Pilosa; Megalonychidae. Bases 59 to 1393 code for a protein of 444 amino acids. Gene Ontology annotation, biological process: cell development; neuron differentiation; regulation of transcription by RNA polymerase II. The transcript has 6 exons. Gene Ontology annotation, molecular function: RNA polymerase II cis-regulatory region sequence-specific DNA binding; DNA-binding transcription factor activity, RNA polymerase II-specific. Gene Ontology annotation, cellular component: nucleus.